AGCUGGAGAAACCCCAGAAAAGCAACCAGGGAAACUGCAUUGAGAAGUUUUUCAAUAGGUGCUCAGUUUUGUUACGUCUUUAGAAGACAGACAAGGUUUAAGAGGCCACAAAUUGCAGCAGGGGAGGCUCAGAUGGGAUAUGAGAAGAAAAUUCUUCACUGAAGGUAUGGUUAGGCAUUGAAAGGACUGUCUUACUGAGUCACACUGAAGAUCCUCCUGAAGGUGAAGGCCUGCCCAUAAGGAAGGCACUGCCAUCUGGACUGGAGCGCUCAGCGGCGACUCAGCAGUCUUUUCUUUGGAAAUCCAAAGCCUGCAGACCUUCUCCAGCAUGAGCAAGGAGGAUAAGAAAUGCUCUACAACUGUCCUAAAUGAUACCUUGUUGGCCAAGUGUGGCACGUCUGCCAGUAGAUGGCUGAACUUGGAGAAUGGCUCCCUGGUGCUGAGGAGCGUGGAGAAAGACGAUGAAGGAAAAUACGGAUUUGUUUUUCAGAACACCGCCAAAAAUUUUACACUGGAAGUGUUUGAGCCGACCAUUGGCAUCCAGUGCUUCCCUGAUGGAACUGCAGAGCUGUCCUGCAACGUGGCCAGCAACGAGAUCCUGGUCUUUAGGUGGCUGCUGAAUGGCACCCACCUGAAAGCCGAGGGGGCUUGCAUUAAGGAUGCUGGGAAGAAGGUUCACCUGGGCACAACGGAGCCUGGGGAGUUUGUGUGUGAAAUUCUGAAGGGGAACAGUGUCACGAGGACCAGGCCCAUUACACUGUCGUGCAGCUAUGACCUGCUGCUGUACCCGGGCUUCAUUUACAUCCUGGCAGGGUGUGCAGCGGGUGUGCUUAUCCUGGUGGUGGCUUUGCCUGCAGCCAUAUGUUGCUGCAUGAAGAGGAGACACAAGUUCAUCCCAGUGCCUUCAGAGGAGGAGAAGGAUGACGGGUUAACCAUGUCCGUGGUGUCCGGGGAGGGCACGAAGAGCCCCCCCAGUGGAGACCGUGUCGAGGCUCAGGCUGCCCAGACCGACCCUCCCGCCAAGCCUGAUGCUGCCCAGAUUGGUCAAGGUGUUGAGCUGGCAGAAGAGAACUUACCAGUGCAGGUAGAAGCUGAGGAGAUGGCAGAUGCUGAGGUCCUAGUCGACAUGGAAAGCCAGGAAGAUGCCUCAGACUGUUUCCCGGAUCCCACCGAUGACUGAUGUGACACGCUUGCUCUUCCACCCUGAAGCCUGUGACACUUGUCCUUUGCAUCCCAUAGUCUCACUGUGUCUGGAAAAUUUUAGCAGGGGAAAGAAGUGAGGUGUCAGACCUUCUGACCUCAUUUAAUAAGAAAAUACAGAGAAAAGCACACACUGCCGUGGCCUGACAGGUUCACCACCAAGCAAAAGGGGCAGCUCUCUGAUGCUUUGCCUGAUAACAGAGCUGUAGCUAAACUGAGGAGCCCAGGGGACAGCCUGGGCUGAGAGGGCUCCUCCUGCUCCCUGCCCACCCCAUCCCUUGCCCUGUCUUUGCCAGCCAGGGGCAGGCACUGCAGGCAGGUUGAGGUGGCCUGCCAGUCCCAGGCAGAAGCCAAGGACUUGCCAGAAAUUUCCUGAGAAAGCUUCUUCUCGGGAGACUUCAUGGCAGUUUUUUUCCCAGGCCCUGCCAAGGAAACUCAAAGGGGGUCUCAGCUUGGUAUCUGCUCUCCUGGGUGCUCAUCUGAGCUGCUCCUCUGAGCUCCAGAUUUGGCUGUCCCCUCUUGCUGCCUGGAGCAGGAGCAGUUGGGGCUUGAAAUUUGGCUUGCAGAUGCUGUGUGCAGACCCGGGGUGGUGCUGGCUUUGCUCACCUCUUGGUUACCCAAAUGGCAGAGGGUACAGGUUACCUUUCACCAGAACCUGACUGCUUGGGCUGCCCCCAAGCACUGUCACUCGCUUGCUUGCCUUGCAGCAGGAGGGGGCCUGGGGCUUGGGGCUGCAAUUUUUGGCACAAACCUCGAUUUUAAGGCUGAGAUUGUUUAUCAAUGCAAGCAUUAGUGCCUUUAGUGUAAUAGUUUAGCUACUGCAAGCUGAUGAAGCUGGCCAUCUGCCUGUGCAUGUAGGCUUAUUCGAGGCUGUGUUAUUUGCACAGACAGCAGCAAUUUAUAGAAUCUCUUAGGUAAGCCUUGCUGUUACGCAUGUCCUGUUCUGCUCAGGGGAGCUGUGCCUGUGGAGCAGCUGCGCUAGACCUGCAGGGAAGAAGGACGUGGUGAGGAGAGGGCAGGGAUUCUGUCUCAGGCAGCAGGCAGCUGAGUCCCAGCAAAGCUGCCAGGAGCUGCAGGGAAUGCUGCAGUAUGUGCUGCCAGAGCAAGGAAUUUACUGUACGAGACAAUUUUAGUAGUCCGAGUGAGGUGGUAGAUUGGUUGUUAGUGUUAAAUUAGGCUGCUGGGCUAGAAAGGCAUGGUAGUAAAAGCAGAGAUGGUACAGGACCAAAAGGGAUGGGGAGGUGUGUUCUUUCUUCCCUUGUCAUUUUGUCCCUGGUUUAUAUUGUACUUGGGAAUGGAUUGAAGGUAUGCCUGGUGAAAGCCGUCCAACGAGGGCUGUGAGCAGCCCAGCAGCAUCCAAACUGAACUGAGGGCUUCUCUCCCAGGGGAGGGAGCUGCGGGAUGGCUGCAUGCUUACCUGGGAGCCCUUCAUCUCUGUGUGCUUGCCAAGGCUCUGCAGCAGUGACACCCAGCCAUAGGUGAUUGUUCCUGUUGUUUCCUUGUCCUGUGACUCUCUUUAGGAGAUGUUUGGGUCGUGUGUGCUGUGCUGGUGGUGAUUCAGCCUGUCUCUGCUUUCAAAGGCUGCCAUAGGAAUCAGGUUUUCCACGGUAAGAGGGAGGUGAUAAUUCUUUUCCUUACGGUGCUGUUCUCUUUUCAGUAUAAACAUUCCUCAAAGGCUGUGAGUUGAAUGAAAAAAAAAAUAAAUUGAGUGCUUGGGGUGGCAGGGCAGAAGCAGCAAUGCUGGGUGACUGUCACCGGGCCAGUGUCACCAAAACAGGAGGACACAGUCAGCAUUGCUUCACUGCUGCACUUUCUGGCAGGGGCAGGAGGGGACAGUCGAGUCCAGCACAUGCUUGAGAGGCUGAUCAGUGCUCUGAGCUGCACUGGAGAAGGCAACAGUGCUGGGUGAGAGAGCUGGGCCAGCCUUGUCCUGCUGGGCUGGGGCAUCCCAGCUCCAGCUCAUCCUAGGGCUGCCUUCCUGCUGGCAGCCCUGGGGGUGCCCAGCAGCUGGAAACAUCACCAUUAUUAUGAUCCCAGUCCUGGAAGGAUUUUUCCCAUAGAAAUGCAAGAGGUGUUUGUGAGACAGACUGAACCAUGGCUGGUUUUCUGUCCUUUUCCACUGAAAGUGCCAUUCAGCACGGGGCAAAAGGUUCUGUUACUGUGAGGUCAGGAGAGAAGUGAUGCAGCCUCUGCUCUUUCUUUAACUGUAUGUGUUCAUGCCCAGCUAUUGUUCUCUUUCUGGUGUGUUUUUCUU
Molecule: messenger RNA, 3454 nt
Organism: Passer montanus (Eurasian tree sparrow)
Lineage: Eukaryota; Metazoa; Chordata; Aves; Passeriformes; Passeridae
Exons: 6
Coding region: 329-1180 (283 amino acids)
Source: RefSeq, a predicted model, not a curated record